Notodromas monacha is the source of this 492-nucleotide messenger RNA. The record is from the annotation of a GenBank genome assembly. Lineage: Eukaryota; Metazoa; Arthropoda; Ostracoda; Podocopida; Cyprididae.
GUGGACCACGCGGCAGUCAUCGUGUCCACGACACCCGCAUACGCCUACGAAAAGACAGUCCACUCUCCGAAUCCCAAGGCCCACGUGGAAGAGCAGCACUUUUACAAGCCGGGUGUCGUGCACAAGCACGAAUUCGUCGGGCCACACGGACACGUCGAGAAGACCUACGCUGAAGCUGGAGUCAGUGUGAAGAAGACCAUUGUCGACGAGCAUCCCACCAGAAUCUCCGAAACCUCGUACCACGAGAAACACGGUCAACACGCUCAAUUCGUUCAGGAGACACUCAUUGACCCGAGACCCGUCGUCACUGUCGAAAAACAAGUCCAUCCUCUGCCUGUCGUCGAGGAACAUUAUGAACACGCACCAGUUGUUCAGGUCCACAAGCCCGCUGUCACAGUACACAAGAAAAUUCAUCACGCUGGAAUCCCCGUUAUUCAGGCCUACGUUGAACCACAAAUCGUCAAGGUAAAUCGGAAUUUCGAGAAGUUCUUC